CCCAUUGCUACUACUUAUUCCAUACCCGCUUCAACCCUCAUUCACUUAACCAAACAACACAAAAUGCAAACCUUCUUCUUCUCAAUAUUCAUAUUCAUCUUCCCAUAUGGAAAUCAGCAACAAGUCUCAUCCAAACCCUUCCUCACACACACCAACACCAACAGAAGGAUCCUCCAUGAACCCUUUGUGCCACUCAACACACUGUCACCAUCAGAACCACCAAAGCCAGCACCUCCUAACCCAUCCCCUUCAACCCAAAAACCAAAGUACCCAUCAUCCACCAUUCCCACCACAGCCACAACCACAACCACAACCACAACCACCACAACACCAAACCCAAACAAUUCACCGUUUUUCCCAUUAUACCCCUCAUCACCUCCACCUCCUUCUCUGUCCACCUUUGCUUCCUUCCCAGCUAACAUCUCUUCUCUCAUUCUUCCUCACUCUCCCAAACCUAAUUCCUCUUCCCACAAACUCCUUCCCAUUGCUCUCUCCGCCGUCACCCUCGCCAUCCUCGCUGUUGCCAUUUCCGUCUUCGCUUACCAUCGCCGCCGGAACCGCCGUGCCGGAAAAAUUCUCCGAUCCGACACCGACCUCCUGCCGUUUCACUGCAAUGCCGAACCCGCCGUAGAAACCCGCAAGCUCCGGCACACGUCUUCCACUAGCUCUGAAUUCCUUUACCUCGGCACCGUCGUGAAUUCGCACAGAAUUGAAGAUAGCACCGAUGCCGGCGGCGAGGACGCUCGGAAAAUGGAGUCGCCGGAGCUCCGGCCACUCCCCCCUCUGGCACGACAACCUUCACUGCCGCCACCUCCGCCGCCGCGUGACGAGGCGGGUUUUACGACUGCGGAGGAGGAAGACGAGGAGUUCUACUCGCCGAGAGGAUCGUCUUUGGGAGGCUCCGGCGGAACUGGAUCGGGUUCCCGGCGAGUGUUCUCAGCCGGAAGAAGCGGCCACAUGAGCUCUAUCUCGUGCUCGUCCUCCUCUUCCGGUUCGCCGGACCGGUCUCACUCGAUCACCGUCUCGCCGCCGGCGAGCCCGAGUCUCCGAAGAACACGAUCAAAAUCUCCGGAAAUUCACAACCAACAACACGUGCAAUCUUCUUCUUCUCCUUCGUUGUGUUCAACACCAGAGAGAACUUUCACUGAAGAUGAUGAUACUCAUUCUCUUUCCUUGCCACAGAACACAGCUUCGGAGAAAAACACAAAUGACGCAUUGAAUGCAUGUGCAAACGCACAUGCACCAUCAUCGUCGUCGUCAUCACCACCACCAAGGGUAUCAAACGCUUCAUCUUCAGCAUUUUCUCUACCCUCUUCGCCGGAGAAGGUGACACGUCAUCACAGUUUCGAUCAGUCUCCGAGAUUUUCGAGUUUCUCCGAGGGGCUAAUGUUACCGGGUCUGUCAUCAUUGCCUUUGUCACCCGCACUGCUUUCAUCACCAGAAACCGAAAGGGGUUUCAGUGUUACUUCAAAUGAAUUGGGAACAGGUUCUAAUGGUAGAAAACACUGGGAAAUUCCAGGUCUUUCCAGGCACAUUGCUCCGCCGCUCCCACCGCCAUUGCCGCUGUUACAGCGGCAAAGGAAACAGUGGGAUGUGCCACUGGCAGAGGCCUCAACACCUGUCGGUCAACCCAUUUCGAGGCCGCCGGAAUUAGUACCGCCUUCGAGGCCUUUCGUGUUGCAAGGCCAAACAAACGUUUCCCCUGCAGAGUUGCCGGCGAGUUUGGGGGAAAUUGAAGAGAAUUGCAAGCCCAAGUUGAAGGCCCUGCAUUGGGACAAAGUCAGAACAAGCUCUGAUCGUGAAAUGGUGUGGGAUCAGUUGAAGUCGAGUUCCUUUAAAUUGAAUGAGGAAAUGAUUGAAACAUUGUUUGUAGUGAACACACCAAACCCGAAACCCAAGGAUGCUACUUCACACUCGGCUUUUCCCCUGCCAAAUCAGGAGGACAGAGUACUUGAUCCUAAAAAGUCUCAGAAUAUUGCAAUCUUGCUGAGAGCUCUUAAUGUCACUAUAGAAGAAGUGUGUGAAGGACUUUUAGAAGGUAGUACUGAUACACUUGGAACAGAAUUACUCGAAAACUUAUUAAAAAUGGCACCAAGUAAGGAAGAAGAACGUAAAUUGAAAGAAUAUAAAGAUGACGCACCAACCAAGCUUGGUCUGGCUGAGAAAUUUUUAAAGGCAGUGCUUGAUGUACCUUUUGCAUUUAAAAGGGUUGAAGCAAUGCUUUACAUAGCCAAUUUUGAAUCUGAAGUGGAGUAUCUUAGGGCAUCCUUUCAAACUCUAGAGGCUGCAUGUGAAGAGCUGCGAAAUUGUAGAAUGUUCUUGAAGCUUCUGGAGGCUGUACUUAAAACUGGGAACCGCAUGAAUGUGGGCACCAACCGUGGUGAUGCAGAGGCAUUCAAACUUGAUACUCUUCUCAAGCUGGCUGAUGUCAAAGGUGCUGAUGGGAAAACCACUCUACUGCAUUUUGUUGUACAGGAGAUUAUUAGAACUGAAGGUGCUCGUCUCUCUGGUACUAAUCAAACUCCAAGCUCUACUUUGAGUGACGAUGUCAAGUGUAGGAGGCUUGGCCUACAAGUUGUAUCAAGUCUGAGUUCAGAGCUAGCAAAUGUGAAGAAGGCUGCUGCUAUGGAUUCUGAAGUUCUCAGCAGUGAUGUCUUAAAACUUUCCAAAGGAAUUGCUAACAUAGCAGAGGUUGUGCAAUUAAACCAAACAGCAGGAUCAGAUGGAAGCAGUCAGAAGUUUACAGAAUCAAUGAACAAAUCCAUUAGAAUGGCUGAGGAGGAAAUUCCAAAAAUUCAAGUCCAAGAAAGGGUUGCUUUGUCCCUUGUAAAGGAGAUUACAGAAUAUUUUCAUGGGAACUUGGCAAAGGAAGAAGCUCAUCCUUUUAGAAUCUUCAUGGUUGUAAGAGACUUUUUAACAGUUCUUGACCGGGUCUGCAAAGAAGUUGGUAUGAUAAAUGAGAGAACCAUGAUUAGUUCAGCCCAUAAAUUCCCGGUUCCAGUUAACCCAAUGCUUCCACAACCCCUUCCUGGAUUACAUGGGAGGCAACAAUAUAAUAACUCCUCAGAUGAUGACAGUCCAUCACCUUAG
Abrus precatorius (Indian licorice) is the source of this 3090-nucleotide messenger RNA. Its product is annotated as formin-like protein 1. The transcript has 5 exons. Gene Ontology annotation, biological process: actin cytoskeleton organization; actin nucleation. Gene Ontology annotation, molecular function: actin filament binding. Lineage: Eukaryota; Viridiplantae; Streptophyta; Magnoliopsida; Fabales; Fabaceae. The coding region runs from base 64 to 3090 and encodes 1008 amino acids. The record is from RefSeq and is a predicted model, not a curated record.